AUGACGUUUGAAGAAAAGCCUGAGGGCAAUGGGGGCCUUGUAGAUGAGAACCAGCUGUACCUAGGUGCGAGGCAACAGGCAAACAGGAAACCAGGAGCAAGUGGGAAAGCCAAGUUCUCUGCAAGGCAGGAGGUAAAUGACAAGCGCGGCUUGCCCAGAAAAAGCCUCAACAUGUACACCUGGCAGGAGAUCCAGAGACACAAUCAAGAGACUGGCCAAUGGCUGGUGAUCAAUCGCAAGGUCUACGAUGUUACUGGCUGGGCGGACAGGCAUCCCGGUGGGCGCAAGGUCCUCAGCCACUACGCUGGGGAGGACGCCACGGACGUCUUCAGAGCCAUGCAUCCAGACCCUGACAUUGUGCGCUUGUACCUUAAACCCCUGCUCAUUGGAGAGCUUGCUCCAGAAGAGCCCAAUCAGGAGAGAAACAAAAAUUCCCAGUUGGUGGAAGAUUUCCAAGAACUGCGGAGGACAUUAGAGACCAUGAAUUUGUUCAAUUCCAACCUGGGGUUCUUCUUCCUUCACCUCGCCCAGGUCUUGAUUUUGGAAGCCCUGGCUUGGGUAAUAGUGUGGCAUUUUGGCAGUGGCUGGCUUGUCACAAUGUUCAUUUCUUGUCUUCUCACGGUUGCUCAGGCUCAGAGUGGAUUUCUGCAACAUGACAUGGGACACCUAUCCAUAUUUAAGAAGUCCAAGUGGAAUCACCUGAUGCAAAUAUUCGUGAUGGGUCAUCUCAAGGGCCUAUCUGCAAAAUGGUGGAAUAACCAGCACUUCCAACACCAUGUCAAAACAAACAUCUACCUCAAAGACCCAGAUAUUAAUCUAGGCCCAUUUCUUGUUAUUGGAGAUUUACAACCUGUCAAGUAUGGCAAGAACAAAAUCAAAUACAUCAACUACGAGAAGCAGCACCUGUACUUCUGCAUGGUUGGGGUCCCCCUUUUCAUGCCGGUGUAUAUCAACCUGAAAUCGAUUCUAGCAAUGUACCGCAGAAGGGCCUGGAAGCACUUCUUUCCGCAGGACAUUGCCUGGGUCAGCAGCUUUUAUAUCCGCUAUUUCAUCACAUUUGGCCCUUUCUAUGGAAUCUUCGGAACCAUGGUGCUCAUAUAUUUAGUCAAGUUUCUUGAGAGUCCGUGGCUUGCAUAUAUUACCCAGAUGAGCCACAUACCAAUGAAAGUGAGCAACGAGGAGAACCAGGACUGGUUCAGCACUCAGGUCUUGGCCACCUGUAAUGUUGAACAAUCCUUUUUCAACGACUGGUUCACUGGGCACUUGAACUUCCAAAUUGAGCACCAUCUGUUUCCCACAAUGCCACGCCAUAAUUACCACAAGGUGGCACCUCUGGUGAAGUCACUGUGUGCCAAGCAUGGACUGCCGUAUGUGAAUAAGCCCAUGUUGAAGGCAUUUGGAGAUACUCUCAGGGCCCUGAAGAAGUACGGAGCCCUCUGGAAGGAGGCAUACUGCAUGCAUCCACAAACAUAAUGCAGAUGUGCAGGUGCUAAAGAGAAAACCACAGGCCCCAAAAGUGUCACUUGUACUAAAGCCCAUGAUACCAAACCUCUACAAUACCUGACAUAAUUGCAGUUACAGCCUUCCCCAGAAAUGUAAUCUUAAUCAACUAGUCUGGAAUUUUGGGGUAGGUGACGUGGUGGUAAUUUGUUGUGUUUUACUCCUUCUCCAUUCCUGCCCCUGGCCCAGAGAAAGAAAAUAUAUAUAUAUAUCUGCAUGAUAAAACCCUUGUAAUUCCUCCACCCCCCCCCCAAAAAAAAAGAAGGUGUCUGCCCUCAAUAUACUUUGCUGAUGGCUUCCUUGCCCCUCCUUUCUUCCUAUAAAAACCUUCCAUUUGCACAACCCCUCAGUAUUCCCUUCCGCUUUCUAACUGGGAUAUUGCUUG
Molecule: messenger RNA, 1885 nt
Organism: Cervus elaphus (red deer)
Lineage: Eukaryota; Metazoa; Chordata; Mammalia; Artiodactyla; Cervidae
Product: fatty acid desaturase 2-like protein FADS2B
Exons: 12
Coding region: 1-1473 (490 amino acids)
Biological process (GO): lipid metabolic process
Cellular component (GO): membrane
Molecular function (GO): oxidoreductase activity, acting on paired donors, with oxidation of a pair of donors resulting in the reduction of molecular oxygen to two molecules of water
Source: RefSeq, a predicted model, not a curated record